Messenger RNA from Caenorhabditis bovis, 297 nucleotides. The record is from the annotation of a GenBank genome assembly. Lineage: Eukaryota; Metazoa; Nematoda; Chromadorea; Rhabditida; Rhabditidae.
AUGACACAUAUCUUGGCUGCAUGGAACAAAGACCAUCCAAAUCAUGACUUCUUGGAAGCUCUUGUGCCUCUCCGAAUCACCCACCAACACGCAUUACUAUCUGAUUUGAUGAUGGCUGCGGCAAGAAAGACUAAUCGCACUCUAACCCGUCUGGAAUACCGCGCUGAAGCCGGGAUUAUACUUACACCGGGCGAAAUUCUGACAGCACACAGUUACCUUCAGUCUGUCUACAGCGCAUAUCUCGACUUCACUUUCUCGAUGGGCUGUAGCCCAAUCAACUUUCCUGAUUACCGCUAA